This is a messenger RNA of Artibeus jamaicensis (Jamaican fruit-eating bat), 2578 nucleotides long. RefSeq names its product lipase A, lysosomal acid type (gene LIPA). The record is from RefSeq and is a predicted model, not a curated record. Gene Ontology annotation, molecular function: sterol ester esterase activity. Gene Ontology annotation, biological process: sterol metabolic process. The coding region runs from base 113 to 1312 and encodes 399 amino acids. Gene Ontology annotation, cellular component: intracellular membrane-bounded organelle. NCBI's taxonomy places the organism in Eukaryota, Metazoa, Chordata, Mammalia, Chiroptera, Phyllostomidae. The transcript is spliced from 10 exons.
GCCUGCCCUGGGGUUGAACUAUCUCCGCCCUCUCCAGGGCCAUUCUAAGAGUACCAGCCUCUGCUAGCUGCCACUGAGGCCUUGGACAGCGUCCCUGGAAGGCGGCUCCGGAAUGAAAAUGUGGCUGUUGGGUCUGGUGUUCUGUUCGACCCUUGGGACCCUGCAUUCUGAGACCUCCAGAGGGAAGACCGCACCUGUGGAUCCUGAAACAAAUAUGAAUGUGACUGAAAUUAUCUCUUACUGGGGAUUUCCCAGUGAGGAACACUUCGUGGAGACAGAAGAUGGGUAUAUUCUUGGCCUCCACCGAAUUCCUCACGGGAGGAAGGACCGUUUUGACAAAGGUCCCAAGCCAGUGGUGUUCCUGCAGCACGGCUUCCUGGCAGAUUCAAGUAACUGGGUCCUGAACCUGCCCAACAACAGCCUGGGCUUCAUCCUGGCAGACGCCGGGUUUGACGUGUGGAUGGGGAACAGCCGGGGCAACACCUGGGCUCGGCAACACAAGACGCUUUCGGUUCUUCAGGAAGAGUUUUGGGCCUUCAGUUUUGAUGAGAUGGCAAUGUAUGACUUACCGGCUUCCAUUAACUUCGUUCUGAACAAAACUGGCCAAAAGCAAGUGUAUUAUGUGGGUCAUUCCCAAGGCACCACGAUAGGUUUUAUAGCAUUCACACGGAUCCCAGCACUGGCCAAAAAGAUUAAAAUGUUUUUUGCCCUGGCUCCUGUGACUUCAAUCAGGUUCUCUACAAGCCCUCUUCUUAAAAUACUAGGACUUCCAGACCUUGUCAUUAAGGAGUUAUUUGGAGACAAAGAAUUUUUACCCCAGAGUGAAGUUUUUGAGUGGCUGAGUGUUCACGUUUGCAAUCACGUUGUCCUAAAGGAGCUUUGUGGAAAUAUCAUGUUUCUUCUGUGUGGGUUCAAUGAGAGAAACUUAAAUAUGUCUAGAGUGCCGGUGUACAUAACACACUCUCCUGCCGGGACCUCUGUGCAGAACAUGAAGCACUGGGGCCAGAGUUGGAGAUCACAAAAGUUUCAAGCCUUUGACUGGGGGAGCAGGGCCAGGAACUAUUUUCAUUACAACCAGACUUCCCCUCCCACUUACAACGUGAGAGACAUGGCUGUGCCGACUGCCCUGUGGAGCGGGGGCCGGGACUGGCUCGCGGAUGCCACGGACAUCGGCAUCCUACUGACCCAGAUCACCAACUUGGUGUACCACGAGAGCAUUCCAGAGUGGGAACAUCUGGACUUUAUCUGGGGCUUGGAUGCCUCUUGGAAGCUCUAUAAGGAGAUUGUGAACCUCAUGAGGAAGUAUCAGUGAGAGCCAGGUGGACACACUCACCAUCGUCAAGUCAACGAAUGAAGCAUGUCCAAAAUGUAUUGGCUUGAUUUUUCUAAAGUACUUAUUUUUCUUUCCCAGCCCUUUUAUAUUUUUAUAUGCAAGAAAAUUACGAUGUUGAAGAUAACCUAAGUCUCUCCAGUUAGGGUUAGAAACGCACUUGCUUUUUGUGUUGUUUAAUCAUGGCCAAAUACGCAGCUUGUGUUUCAACCAUUGGGUGGUUUCUUUAAGUCUUCUAAAAUGUCACUGAUGUGUGAAAGGUCAUAACCAUUCUGCUUGUCCAUACCAGUUAAAAUGCACUGGAUUUCUUUUUGUACCCACACACAGCACACACUGACACCUGUGUUGGAGUGUUUAGACUGAGCUGUUCAUUGGUAAAUGACCUGAGACUGACUGGAGAGAAACUUGGUAUAUAAGCGCCCAGUUCUUAUCGCUUGGCCCCGAGAGGCUGCCCAGUGGAAUGGCCCUGUGUCGGGGGUCGAAAGGACACUCUGUCGUGUCCUCCUGCAGUAGGUGCUGAGUCAAAUCCAGUGACACUCCAGCCGUGUCAGUUAUAAAGAUUCUGUAAUGAGUUUUAUCAAAUCUUAUCUGUGAUGGCUGUUAUUUACCAAGAGUUUACAUUCCUCAGAUGAAGCAAAUUAGUUUGCUGCAGUCCUCAAAAGCAAAUUACACUCAUUAAAAAACAACAGGUGUAUUUUAAAUACUUGAAGACCGAUACACACAACCAUGCGUGUUCAUGAACUUCAUCGUGAGUCAGGUCAUAAGCCCACUUGUUUGAGAAGAAACGUGCUGUGGAGAGAUGAUGCCACUAUUUUUCCUGAAAUCAAGGUACUGUCUCAACCAGCUGGUGUAGCUCGGCGAUGACGGCGUGUGCAGCAGAAGCCCCGAGGCUGCCUCCGAGGAGUGUCCUAAUCCAUUUUCACUAGAAAGAAAUAUGCACGCCUUAAGAUUAAAGCUCAGGGAAUCGCUUUGUGUUUGAGUUUUGUGUGUGCACGUGUUUUCACUACUCCUGAUUUGCACCCCUGUGUCCGGAAGCCCAUGUUCACUGACUUUUCUCACAGCCUUACAGUCCUGUCAGAUGGACAGAAUAACAGUUGAUAUGCUUUUCUGAUUUAGUUAUUUUAGCUGCAAUAAUAAACGGUAAUUGAUAUUGGCUAAUAUGUGGAAACGGCAUAAUAACUACUUUGUAACCAAUAAAGAGUCUUAUUUGAACUUUUAAUAAAACUCCAUGAGGCUCAUAGGCUUGAA